Microthlaspi erraticum is the source of this 990-nucleotide messenger RNA. The record is from the annotation of a GenBank genome assembly. Lineage: Eukaryota; Viridiplantae; Streptophyta; Magnoliopsida; Brassicales; Brassicaceae.
AUGGGUUUCUGCAAUUCUCUCAGUAUCUUACUGUUACUACACAUCAACCAGAAUCAAAGCUGGUGUUUUCCGAUUACUCUCUGUUCUUCCUGUUUGUGCUCUGUUUCUUUUCUCUUUUUCUCCUCUGUUCACUUCACUGGUUCCACUGCUUUUUCCCUCACAUGGCUCGCCAAUUUCAAGCUCAUACUCUUCUCAUUCGAGAAAGGUCCUCUUUUUCCAAUUCCCACUAGUAUCUCUCACUUCAUCUGCUUCACUUGCUUCCCCAUCAAGCUUCAACAAAACCCUAAAUCUCAAAAUCAGUUACCCAUAUGGCUUCUCGCCAUUAAAGUUGCAAUCUUUGGUUUGUUGUUAUAUCUGUAUGAUUACAAACAGUAUCUUUCUCCAAAUGUGCUGUUAGUUCUCUAUUCUCUGCAUAUAUACUUGGAGUUUGAGAUUCUCUUAGCUCCUCUGAAAUUUCUGCUAACUGUCACUCUUGGUUGCGAUCUCGAGCCGCAAUUCAACCAACCAUACUUAGCCACCUCUCUUCAAGACUUCUGGGGUCGCCGGUGGAACAUCAUGGUCUCCGCAAUCCUCCGGCCGGCUGUGUACCUCCCGGUGCGACGAAUUACAGAACGGAAAAUGAACUCGGAUCAGGCUCGGUUCUUGGGAGUUUUAACAACAUUCAUAGUCUCCGGUGCAGUUCACGAGCUGAUCUUCUUCUAUUACACCCGUGAGUCACCUACAGGAGAAGUCACUUUGUUCUUUGUGUUACAUGGAGUUUGCACCGCCGCAGAAGUAGCUGCGAAGAGGACGAGGUUAGCGCGGCGGUGGAGGAUGAGUCUGAUGGUCUCACGACUGCUCACAGUGGGGUUUAUGGUUGUGACCAGUGGUUGGCUGUUUUUCCCUCAGCUUAUAAGGAGUGGCAUGAUUGAAAGACUCUUUAACGAAGCCCUUUUAUCCAUUGAUUUUGUCAAGCACAACUUUUUUUCUUACUUUUGGGUGAUUAAGUAA